Messenger RNA from Penicillium vulpinum, 954 nucleotides. RefSeq lists its product as uncharacterized. Bases 1 to 954 code for a protein of 317 amino acids. The transcript has 4 exons. NCBI's taxonomy places the organism in Eukaryota, Fungi, Ascomycota, Eurotiomycetes, Eurotiales, Aspergillaceae. Gene Ontology annotation, molecular function: oxidoreductase activity, acting on the CH-OH group of donors, NAD or NADP as acceptor. The record is from RefSeq and is a predicted model, not a curated record.
AUGGCUCCUGAUCUGCAAGCAAUCGUCUCUCAUUAUGCAUCCCGACUACCGACCCCCGUCUGGAAGAUCAUCCCCCCCUUAGGUCUUCUAUGGAUGGCUUACCGGAUUAACCGACGUCUUAACCGUCGCGCGCUCAACAACGGUGUUCCGGCUACAUUCGAUUGGAAUAAGGAAAUCGUGCUCGUUACAGGUGGCUCAGAUGGAAUCGGCGCGGCGACAGUGAAAAAGCUGGCCACACGUGGGACCACUAUCAUCGUGCUUGAUAUUCGGCCCUUAACCUAUGAUGCUCCGAAAAAUGUGCAUUUUUAUCAAUGCGACUUGAGCAACAGGGCGGAGUUGGAGUCUGUCGCUGAAACUAUCCGUCAGGAGGUCGGUGCGCCUUCCUGCGUGGUUGCCAAUGCGGGCAUCUGUCGCGGCAAACCCUUACUCCAUGCCACCCAAAAAGACAUUGAACUUACAUUCGCCGUGAACACUCUGGGUCUGAUCUGGACAGUGCAAACCUUUCUUCCCUCCAUGGUUGCGCAGAAUCACGGCCACUUCCUAAUAAUGGCCUCGCAGACGGCCCACUUAGCCACAGCCGGCGUGGUGGACUACGCUGCUACCAAGGCGGCCGCGUUAGCCAUAUACGAGGGUCUCCAUACCGAACUGCGUCAUGUCUACCAAGCGCCUGCCGUGCGCGUGUCAUGCUUGUCGCCCUCGGCUGUGCAGACCAAGAUGUUCCGCGGUAUCCAGAUGCCCAGCUCUGUCAAACUCUUGCAGCCCGACGAUAUCGGCUCGGUCGUUGCUGAGAUUAUAUGGAGCGGGCAGGCGCAGAAUCGGAUGACGCCUGCUUCAGCUUAUAUUUCGCCGCCGACAAGAGCGCUCCCAGAUUGGAUCCGGGUGACGUUGCAGGAUUUUGGAAAGGAUGUCAUGUCGACUCUUUCACCGCAUCAGCCGAUGGAGGAGGUAAAGUAA